This is a messenger RNA of Centropristis striata (black sea bass), 1936 nucleotides long. Its product is annotated as zinc finger protein 771-like. Gene Ontology annotation, biological process: regulation of transcription by RNA polymerase II. The record is from RefSeq and is a predicted model, not a curated record. The coding region runs from base 252 to 1547 and encodes 431 amino acids. The transcript has 2 exons. Gene Ontology annotation, molecular function: DNA-binding transcription factor activity, RNA polymerase II-specific; RNA polymerase II cis-regulatory region sequence-specific DNA binding. Lineage: Eukaryota; Metazoa; Chordata; Actinopteri; Perciformes; Serranidae.
GUGUUGUGAUCCGUCAGAGCCUCUGUGUGUCCGGAUAAACCUGUCUGAAUGGACUUUGUGCUGUUCACCUUUUCUUUCUGGAUGUUUUACCUCCUGACUCAUCUCCCGGUAGACUACAAACUCAUUCAAGUUAGCUUAGCAUGCUAGCUGGUUAGCACCGCGGCGCUAGUCAGAGUGACUGUUUGAUGGAGAGCAAACUGUGUUUCUGACGGAGUUUGUGUGGAGAAAAAGUUGGUGUCACUGUGUGAAAAAUGUCUAAAGUCCAAACGGUGAGAGCGCUGGUGGAGCAGCGACUGACUGCGGCUGCUGAAGAGAUAUUUGGGCUGUUUGAAAGAACGAUAGCAGAGUACGAGGAGCAACUUUGUCGUUCAGAAGAGAAGAACGAGCGACAACAGAAACUACUGGACGCUGUUUUCAGCCCUCAGCUUCACUUACACAGAGCAGACGCCCAGCAGCUGUUGGUGGUUAAAGAGGAGUUUCCCUCUGAGCAGCAGGAGAGAAGCUCCACUCUGGACCAGGAGGACCCAGAGCCCCCACAUAUUAAAGAAGAACAAGAGAGUGACACCACUCACCUCCCAAAGAUCCACAGAGGGAAUCAUGCAGCAGAGGAAGAGUUCAUAGAAGGAGGAAAUCUGAGCCAAGACACGGUGGUCCAAACGGUGCUACAGCCAGAGCCCCUAUACAUUAAAGAGGAACAGGAGGAACCUCGGACCAGUCAGCAGGGAGAGCAGCUUCAGGGGCUGGAGGAGGCUGAUAUCACCAAGUUCACAUUCACUCCUGUCCCUGUGAAGAGUGAAGAAGAUGCACAAACUGAAGAGAUGGAAACAGAAGCUGAUGGAGAGGACUGUGGAAGACCAGAACCAGACAGGAAUUCUGAUCCAGAUCCACAUUUACAACCUGAUACUGGUGACGAGCCUGCAGACUCUUCUGAACCUGAGACUGAUGACAGUGGUGACCGGAAGGAGACCAGAGAACCUCAGUCAGGUUUGAACUGUUUGAAAAAAGACGGUGGCCCUGUCAGAGAUUCCAGAUUUAGUGCUGGUGAGAAACGAUUUAGCUGCUCUGAGUGUGGGAGAAGAUUUUUCUCCAAGUACCAUCUGAAGAGACAUGUGGUUUCUCAUACAGGAGAGAAACCUUUCAGCUGCUCUGAGUGUGGAAAAAGAUUUAGCAACGAGUACCGUCUGAAGAGACAUGUGGUUUCUCAUACAGGAGAGAGACCUUUCAGCUGCUCAGUUUGUAAGAAAUCUUUUACCCACAGAGAUACUUUAAAGACACACAUGAGACUCCACACAGGAGAGAAACUCUUUAGCUGCUCAUUUUGUGCUAAAGCUUUUACACAAAGUGGGCAUUUACAGCAACAUAUGACGCUCCACACAGGAGAGAAACCUUUCAGCUGCUCAGUUUGUAAGAAAACAUUUACACAGAUGGGAGGUUUAAAUAGACACAUGAGAAGUCAUACAGGAGAGAAACCUUUCAGCUGUUCAUGUUGUCAUAAAUCUUUUACACAAAGUGGGCAUUUAAAGAAACACAUGAGAGUCCACACAUGAGAGAAAUCUUUCAUAAAUGUGCUGGCCGCUCAUCCUCAAAGUUUCAUCAAACUGAGGAUAACAAAGAGGCAGAGCCUCCAGCCAGCAGCCCACAAGAAGAGAUGCAAACCUCUUUUUCAAUCUUUUUAAAGGACUCAAGAAAGAUUUUCAAGUCUUUUUUAAAUGCUACAAAGCUUGUAGUAACUUUUAUUAAUAUUUAUUGUGUUUGUAUGAAAUUUACAAACAAUUAAACAACACUUUCUUUACCAUGAUGUGAUAUGAAAUUAAUUUCCUUUCUGUUCAUUUUUGUUUUGUUUUACAAAACGGAAGUUCACAAACUGAUAUUUUGAUUCAAUAUUUGAUUGUAGAAGUGUAACAAUGACAACUUUAUUUUUUUCUAACAGCAAAAC